This is a messenger RNA of Loxodonta africana (African savanna elephant), 6276 nucleotides long. RefSeq names its product adenosine deaminase RNA specific (gene ADAR). Bases 79 to 3630 code for a protein of 1183 amino acids. Gene Ontology annotation, biological process: siRNA processing; regulation of regulatory ncRNA processing; adenosine to inosine editing. The record is from RefSeq and is a predicted model, not a curated record. Gene Ontology annotation, cellular component: nucleus; nucleolus; cytoplasm. Gene Ontology annotation, molecular function: double-stranded RNA binding; tRNA-specific adenosine deaminase activity; siRNA binding. Lineage: Eukaryota; Metazoa; Chordata; Mammalia; Proboscidea; Elephantidae. The transcript is spliced from 15 exons.
CAGAGGUUUGCAAGGCUGAGCCCGGGGGAGGAGGGUCGUGCUGCCGGCUGGCAGGCAAGGGAUGCCUGGGGCGGCGUGAUGGACCCGCGACAGGUGAUCUGGCGACAGGGGUGUUCCCUCAAUAGCUGUCUCCCCCCUCCAGCUCAAGGCUAUGAGCACAGCAAGCUCAGACACCAGCAGCCAGGCCCAGGAUCUUAUGCGAAUAGUUUCCAACUCCGGCAAAUAGAGUUUCUCAAGGGACGGCUCCCAGAAGUGCCCCUGACUGGAAAGCAGAUACCACCACCACUACUGUUCUUCCCUGGAUUCCACCCAAGGCUUCCAGGACCACCUGCCAGAGACAAGCAACUGGAAAUCUGGGAUAUCCCCAGGGCUGUGUCUCUUGGAAGUCAGGGGCACCAGAGAGGGUUCCCGCAUCCUUUGCCAUGGAGAGGUGUUGAUAGGCUUGCCUCAAAUUUCCAGGAACUGAAUAUCAGCCAGAAUCAGGAAGAAAGGAUCUUAAAGCUCUUGGAGGAGCUUGGGGAAGGGCAGACCACCACAGCAUAUGAUUUGGCUAGAAAACUUGGGGUCCCGAAGAAGGAAAUCAAUCGAGUUUUAUACUCUCUGGCGAAGGAGGGUAAGCUCCAUCAAGAGGCAGGAAAACCCCCUUUGUGGAGGAUUGCUGUCUCGGUUCAGGCUAGGAAGCAGCACGACCAAGUCGUGAGACCAGACAGCCAUAGCCAGGCAGCUCCAAAGUCAGACCCCAGUUUGGAGAUUGAAGACAGAAGCCUCACAUCUGGCUUGGAAACUGAAGAUAGAAACCCCACAUCCAGCUUGGAAGAUUUUCCGGAUCCUUUUGACAUGGCUGAGAUCAAAGAGAAAAUCUGCGACCACCUGUUUAACGUGUCCAACUCUUCUGCCCUGAAUUUGGCUAAAAAUAUCGGCCUGACCAAGGCCCGAGAUGUAAAUGCCAUGCUGAUUGACUUGGAAAGACAGGGGGAUGUCUAUAGGCAGGGGGCAACCCCUCCCAUAUGGUAUUUGACUGACAAGAAGCGGGAAAGGAUGCAAAUCAAGAGAAAUGCAAACAGUGUUCCUGAAACCAUGCCAGCUGCUACCCCUGAGAUCAAAAGAAAUGUAGAGCUCCCUACCUGUAACUUACCUGUUUCAGGUGCCUCAGACAACAUCACCCCAGGAAAAGUGACGAAUGGGCAGGAACCUGUGGUAAAGUUAGAAAAUAGGCAAGAGGCCACACCAGAACCAAUCAGACUGAAACCACCUGUUCAUGACAAUGGCCCAUCAAGAACAGGGUAUGUUGACUUUGAAAAUGGCCAGUGGGCCACUGAUGAUAUCCCAGAUGACUUGAAUAGUAUCCACUCAGCACCAGGUGAGUUCCGAGCCAUCAUGGAGAUGCCCUCCUUCUACAGUCACGGCUUGCCACGGUGUUCACCCUACAAGAAACUGACUGAGUGCCAGCUGAAGAACCCCAUCAGUGGGCUCUUAGAGUAUGCUCAGUUCGCUAGUCAGACCUGUGAGUUCAACCUGAUAGAGCAGAGUGGACCACCCCAUGAACCUCGAUUUAAAUUCCAAGUUGUCAUCAGUGGCCGAGAGUUUCCCCCUGCUGAAGCGGGCAGCAAGAAAGUAGCCAAACAGGAUGCAGCUACAAAGGCCAUGUCCAUUCUGCUUGAGGAAGCUAAAGCCAAGGACUGUGGGAGAUCAGAGGAAUCUUACUACUAUUCCCCAGAGAAAGAAUCCGAGAAGACUGCUGAGUCCCAGCCCACCAUCCCUUCAGCGACAUCCUUUUUUUCCGGGAAGAACCCCGUCACUACAUUGCUUGAGUGUGUGCACAAACUGGGGAGCUCCUGUGAAUUCCGCCUCCUGUCCAGGGAAGGCCCUGCACAUGACCCCAAGUUCCAAUACUGUGUUGCAAUGGGACCCCAUACUUUCCCCACUGCUAGUGCCCCUAGCAAGAAAGUGGCAAAGCAGAUGGCCGCAGAGGAAGCCAUGAAGGCCCUCCAUGGGGAGGCAACCAACUCGACACCUUCUGAUGACCAGCCCGGAGGUACGAACACAGAAUCAUUUGAUAACUUGGAAUCUAUAAUGCCCAACAAGGUCAGGAGGAUUGGCGAGCUCGUCAGAUACCUGAACACCAACCCUGUGGGUGGCCUGUUAGAGUACGCCCGCUCCCAUGGCUUUGCUGCUGAGUUCAAGUUGGUCGAUCAGUCUGGACCGCCUCAUGAGCCCAAGUUCGUUUACCAAGCCAAAGUUGGGGGUCGCUGGUUCCCGGCCGUCUGCGCCCACAGCAAGAAGCAAGGCAAGCAGGAAGCAGCAGAUGCGGCUCUCCGCGUCUUGAUUGGGGAGAACGAGAAGGCAGAACGCAUGGGUUUCACAGAGGUAACCCCAGUGACAGGGGCCAGUCUCAGAAGAACUAUGCUUCUCCUCUCAAGGUCCCCAGAAGCACAGCCAAAGACACUUCCUCUCACUGGCAGCACCUUCCAUGACCAGAUAGCUAUGCUGAGCCAUCGGUGCUUCAAUGCUCUCACUAACAGUUUCCAGCCCUCCUUGCUCGGCCGCAAGAUCCUAGCUGCCAUCAUCAUGAAGAAAGACCCAGAAGACCUGGGUGUCGUGGUCAGCUUGGGCACAGGUAAUCGCUGUGUGAAGGGAGAUUCUCUAAGCCUAAAGGGAGAAACCGUCAACGACUGCCAUGCGGAAAUCAUCUCCCGGAGAGGCUUCAUCAGGUUUCUCUACAGCGAGUUAAUGAAAUACAACCCCCAGACUGCGAAGGAUAGUAUAUUCGAGCUUGCUAAGGGAGGAGAAAAGUUCCAAAUAAAAAAGACAGUGUCUUUCCAUCUCUAUAUCAGCACGGCCCCGUGUGGAGAUGGUGCCCUCUUUGACAAGUCCUGCAGCGACCGUGCUGUGGAGAGCACUGAUUCCCGCCACUACCCUGUCUUUGAGAAUCCCAAACAAGGCAAGCUCCGCACAAAGGUGGAGAAUGGGGAAGGUACCAUCCCAGUGGAGUCCAGUGACAUCGUGCCUACAUGGGACGGCAUUCGCCUCGGGGAGAGACUCCGUACCAUGUCCUGUAGCGACAAAAUUCUCCGCUGGAAUGUGCUCGGCCUGCAAGGGGCACUGUUGACCCACUUCCUGCAGCCUGUGUAUCUCAAAUCUGUCACACUGGGUUACCUUUUCAGCCAAGGGCAUCUGACCCGUGCUAUUUGCUGUCGUGUGACAAGAGACGGGAAGGCAUUUGAGGAUGGGCUACGACAUCCCUUUAUUGUCAACCACCCCAAGGUUGGCCGAGUCAGUGUAUAUGAUUCCAAAAGGCAAUCUGGGAAGACUAAGGAGACAAGUGUCAACUGGUGUUUGGCUGACGGCUAUGACCUGGAGAUCCUGGAUGGAACCAGAGGCACCGUGGAUGGGCCACGGAAUGAAUUAUCACGGGUCUCCAAAAAGAACAUUUUUCUUCUAUUUAAGAGGCUCUGCUCCUUCCGUUACCGCAGGGACCUACUUAGACUUUCCUAUGGUGAGGCCAAGAAAGCUGCCCGUGACUACGAGACGGCCAAGAACUACUUCAAAAAAAGCCUGAAGGACAUGGGCUAUGGGAAUUGGAUAAGCAAACCCCAGGAAGAAAAGAACUUUUAUCUCUGCCCAGUAUAGUAUGAUACGGGACUGACUGGUUGGGGGCGUUUACACUGGGAUGAGAGAGGCAGGUUGUAGCAUUCCUCCACAUUGGUCAAGGUUUUUUGCUCCACCACCGCCCCCCGCCCUUUUUUAAUGGAACCAAGAGUGCUAAUACUGAGAACUUUAGGUUCCUGUUUAUCCCGCUUUCUUUGGGAUUGCUGGCUGAGUCUGGCCAGGCCCCCUUCUGUUCUCCCAAGCACAGGGACAAAGACCUAAGGGGAGAGAAAAGGGGUUAUCUUUUCACCCAAACCAUAAGCAGUCACUGGACAUCUGUAGCCCUUUCCUGUUAUGGUUCCCUCCCCGCGCCCCCACCCCCCCGCCCGCCCAUUUCCUCUAAGCUUGUGUUUGCUACACUGACCUCUUGUGGUCUUGAUUAGGUUCCAGUCAUGUCUAUGCGAAUCAUGUCAGGACCGAUGGUUUCAUUGGCGGACUGUGUAGCCCCCUCUCCAUCCCUCCUCCCCUUCAGAGAUUCCUUCCUUGUGACCAUUAAGUUUCUUUUUUUCUACCUGAGAGGGUAAAGAAGUGAACUUAAAGUCUUUGGUGAAACGUUCACAAGGGCAGGAGUUGAAAACUACAGCCAGUUGAUUCCUGGCCAGUGGAGGUGUGUGAUGGGAAUCGGCAGAUGACUGCUCCAUGGUCUUUGGAUCUUGCACUUUAGCCAGCUGGGAGGGGCCGAGAGGCAGGGAAACCUGCUGCUCAGGAAAUGUACCCCUUCCCCAGGCAACAAGCAUGCCCAGAACCAGCCAGACUGGGCCACAGGAACUGCCUGAGCAGCAGCUGAGGUUCCCCUGCAGGGAUGGCACACCCCACUUCCCAGGGAGCACAGAUUUUGCUUGGACUAUUGCCAAGUUCCCAGCUGCUCCCCUGCCUAAAUCAUUCCUUGGAAUUGGCCUGGCCAGUGAGGGGAGUAGGGCCACAGACCCACCAACUGGCAGAAAAAACCCAGGACAGAACUAGAGGGCAAAUCACCUCCACUCAGAUAAUCAGGACUUGGCAAGAAAAGAGGGGAGAAAAUCACGUCCGGUCAGAUCACUGUUCCACCUGUCAUGUUUGUCCUGAGUGACCCAAGGGAAGUCGACUGCUAAGUCAUGCAUAAAUUAGGAGUGUUUGAAAGAACGCGGUAGAUGUUGAUUCUUGCCCGCUAUAUAGAUAACUGUAAUUGCACAGAUUGAAAAUUUACAUGUUUCCAUUUAUCCAAGUGCUUUCAUUUUGCCACAUUCUGAAGUUGGUACAUGGGCAGGGCACAGACUGAGGGUCUUCUGCCCUGCCUGUUAGGGAAUCUUUCUAGGCUUGGCAUAUGACAAAGCAGUAGUUGUAGGUAAAAGGGCAGGUAGGUUGUCCUCAAACUCUGUAAGGUGAAGCCCUUUGUCCACACCUCAACCUGAUGUUGACUCAUGGUCAGAGCCUUCGGCCUCUCUGUGGAGUCUGGCUCUGGGCCCAAGUCAGCCAGACACAUUCAAGAGAACUUCAGAGGCUCUGCUACCUCCAGGACCUGACUUGCCUCUCUCCUCUAGAUGGCGUAUCUUCACCUGUGAACAUGCUGAGCCAUGCACCCGCCCUCAGAUGGUUUUCCAGCCCUCCCCAUCCCACUGACCCUCUGCAAACUACUGACUAGUCUGCUAGACUGUCUGUCCCACCUCCUCAACAGUAGAUACGUCCACAUGUGCGCUUUUAUUCUUCGUGGCUAUACACUCUGUUCCUUUGGCCAAAAAUUGACCAAUAUAAGAAGACCCAAGUUUUUAGAACACACUAGGGAUGUCCUUGCAGAACACCAAAGUGUCCCAAGGACCCAGUAGGGAAACAGUGUCUGUCUUCUGGACGGAAGGGGCCUGCUCCCUGGUCGUGUGCUCUGCUGAAGGCACAUCAGUCCUGACCCCCACAUCUGGGGCACAGAGGUCUUGUGGUUCCCACCCACUCCAAGAAAGCUCGUCCCCUCAGUCUGCAGACUGGAGGGCUCUCACCUACUGGGUCCUCGGAAUGGUUGAUCCCUCCAGUUGUCUUGGGCACCAGCAUCACCUGCAGACCUCUGACCAGCUACCGUCUCUUUAACUGGGAGCACAGGAGCUCUCAAAAGAUCAGAGCCCCACUUGCCCCCAAGAUCUUACCUAGCAAACGUCCAGUAUUCUGUGUCUGCUGUAGGAAGAGAACAAGGCACCCCUGAACCCUACGUGUCCACUGGAAGUGUGCCUGUGCCAGGCCCUGCACCCCCACGUUCCCCCCCACCCCCUGCACCCAAGUCACACCGAGGAGGCAGAGAUCCACCCAAAGGGCUCUGCUCACUCUUCUGUCAAAUCUUUGUUUUUAAAAAGCAGGCCCUCCCCCCCCCCUUUUUUUUAAUGAUCUUUGUAGUUGAUUGGUCUGAACUGUGGCUCUUGUGCAUUCUUUGAAUAAUCACUUGUAAGAAUUGUCGCUGCUUGAAGCUAUUUCCUUUAUUCACGUUGAAGGGUCUUUGUUGGUUUUUGGGGUCUUGGUAGUGACUCCAAGAGCAGCAUAGGGAAGAGCCCAAGUGUAGACUUGGGUGCCAUGAUGGCUGCGGUCCAGUUUUAUAAUUCUGCUUUAUGUGUCUCUUGAUAUCAGUGACUAACAAUAUACAUUCCUCUCAUGAAUAAAAAAAGAAGACAA